UUACUUGUGGGCGAUAGGUCAGGUAAUUAUGUGUCCAUGAAAAUAUCAUCUUAAAAAACACAAAUUUGGAUUUAGACUUCAUCCUUGAACCUUUGUUUUCCCCUUCGGUUUGCUAUGACUUCGUUAUCUUACUAGCCCAUACCUAAGGGUCUGGUUGUUUCACAGACCUUUCAGGUAGGGCUGGUGUGCUGUCUUCUGUUUGCCUUCCUCCAGCCUUUCUUGUGGGACAUACAGAACACAACCAAAUUUUCCUGUUAAAGUGCCACUAGUAUCGUAGCAGCUCUCUUCUUCAGUGUCUGCAGCAUCUCCCCAGUGCCCACCAGCCACACUGCUCUAGCUUCACACUGAAGGGUCUCCAUCCUAUACCCAUCCUGCAUUGCCAACCUUGUCACUCGUGUUACUCAGAAGCUUGCCUUAGCAGCAUUCUGACUGUGCAGCAGUUCCUAGAACUCCUUGCUUUCCUGUCUCUGGUCCUGUGCCCACAAAUUUUUUGCAGUGGAUGCAGAUUCUUGACCUAACUUAGUGGGCCCAGCUCAGCUGCUACUUCAAACUCCCCUGACCCCCACCCCCCUGCUGAGAAUGAACUUUGCCACUUUGUGGGUGUCUUCCCUUUCUAGGCCGGGACUGUUCAUUCAGUCUACAUUUAUCAAGUGCUGGAUGUGUGCCAGGCACUGAUCUAAAUGCUGGAGAUAGAGCAGGGAAAAGGACAGGCAAGGCCCUUUUAUGGAGCCUACCUUUGUCAAGGGGCCCUGGUGGUGCAAUGGUUAAAAUGUUCAGCUGCUAACCAAAAGAUUGGUAGUUCAAACCCACCAGCUGCUCCAUGGUAGAGGAGACCUGGCAAUCUGCUCCUGUAAAGAUGACAGCCUAGGAAGCCUUAUGGGGCAGUUCUCCUCUGUCAUGUAGGGUCGCUAUGAGCCAGAAUCGACUUGACAGCACACAACAAUACCUUCUUUGUCUUGAAUAAUGAGAUGGCACCCUGUCCUCCUGCAUAUUUUAAGGAUUCUGUUUAGUCCAGUAGUUGAAAUCGGGAAAAAUUAAUCUUUGCUGGAAAAUGAUGCAUAGUGAUUUUUUUUUCCAGAGAUGGAGAUUUGGAAACCCUGGUGGCAUAAUAGUUAAGGGGUAUGGUUGCUGACCAAAAAGAUUGGCAGUUUGAAUCCACCAGGCGUUCUUUGGAAACUCUAUGGGGCAGUUGUAUUCUGUCCUGUAGGGUCGCUAUGAGUCAGAAUUGACUAAAUGGCAGUGUGUUUCGUUUUUGUUUUUGGAGAUUUGGUUUUAAUCCAUUUUUUUAAUUGUGGUAAAUAUAUAAGUAAAAAAAAAUUUUUUUGCACUUUCAACAAUCGUCACAUACACAGUUCAGUAACAUUAAAUUAUGUUCAUCAUGUUCACAUCACCAUUAAGUGUUCCCCAGUUUUUCCAUCACACUUAACAAAAGUUCAGCGUCCCCUAAGCAUGCCUUAUUUCCCCCCCGCGUAGGAAUUUUUAUAUUCUUUUACUAGCUGUAUCUAUCAAUUACAAUUUCAGGUAAUAUGUUAUUAAACCUCUGAGAUCAUCUAUGAUGAGCAUUUAAAGUAAAUUAAAACUUUUUAAAGUCAGAGUAUGAAUAGUUUUGGCGGUGGUUGAUAAUGUGAUGAGCUAGUCUCUUUGUUUUUCACUAGAUUGUUCAUCUGUUGUUAAUGAGCCACACCAACAUGAAAGAAAACAAAACUUGGUUAAAGUGCUGAAAUGAAAUUUGUCUUCAUUUUCUUUUUAAAAGACUCCUAGUUUUAUUUUUCUUCGGAUAUCUCCGCUUUUUGCAGUUCUAUCCUUGUAACUUUGAAAAAAAAAGUAAGGUGGUUGGAAGUUUAACACAUGGGAAUUCUAUGGAAAUCCUUUCUGUACUACCACAUGCUCUAGAAUCAUUUUAAUUGCAAAACUUAAAAAAAAAAGUUGAACUUCUCAUGGAAGUAACUCCAGCUAGAUUAAUUCUGUUAGUUAAGGCAAAAUGAAUUUGAACCUUUGACUUGCUAUAGAAGUGAUAAAUUGCACUGUUCAGCCUCUUGGAGUGGUGCAGGUUUGCUAGGAAAGUGAACUGGGUAGAGAGUUUUGUUUUUUUUUUUAAUACUUGACAGUUUCGGGGCUACCCAGAUUCAUUAGUAUAUUAGCCUAAAGUUACUCAUUUAGUAGUGUCCAGAAUGGUCUGGAAUGGUGCAAAGGCCUUCAGAGUUCCUAAGUUACAUCCAGGACUUGCUCUAAAGGAUCUGUCCAGUUUGAGAAAAUCUUAACAAAUGCUUGAUAUUCAUAAUUUUUUUUUAAAUAGAUUCAUCAAUGAUAAUUGCAUCUGAUUUCGAACCCGGACCACCCUGCUGAUAAAAUUUAAGCAAACCUUAUCUUGUUCAGUAUUCACUACUGUUGACUUAAAUUUUCCAGCAGCUGUAUUUUAAAAAGUGGAAUUAAUUCUAAUAACGUAACUUCAUUUAACCCAGUAUAGUCAAAGUAUUGUCAUUGUAAAAACGUACUUACGAGAUACUUUACAUUCUUUUUUUCAUACAAAGUCUUGGGAGUCCAGAGUAUAUUUUAUACUAAUGUGUAUCUCAGUUCAGAUUAAGCCACAUUUCAAGUGCUCAGAAGCCAUUUGUGACUAGUAUCUUAUCUUAUUGGAUGGAAAACAGAGUUCUUUAAAAAAUCAAUUUCCUGAACUGUGGGACUCUCCCCUGUCUCUUCCUUCUUCACUUCUUCCCCAGCCCCCUUGGGAAACACCAUUUCUGUUAAAAGAGGUGGACUUCAUAAAACUUUCGAGCUAAGUUGCUUAUAUUGCUGCCAGAGUAAACACUGAAAUAUAUAGAAUGGUUCCAGUUGUUUUAAAAAAGGAAGAACACUGUAUGUGCAUGAAAAUUUGGAAGGAUAAAUACACCCCAGUAUUAACAGUGGUUGUCUUUGGGUAAAAUUGUGGAAGUUACUUAAGUUCUUCGAUUUUGACUCAUUGCAACUCCAUGUUACAGAGUAGAACUGCGCCAUAGGGAUCUCUUGGCUUAAUCUUCACGGAAGCAGAUCACCAGGUCCUUCUCCCAGUAGCCACUGGGUGUGUGUGAACUGCCAACUUUCUCUUAGCAGCCACCCACUUAACUGUUUGCACCACCAGGGCUGUACCUAUACUUUGUAUCCCCUUAUACUGAGCCUAAUAGCUUUUUUGGUAACAGCUUUUUUCACAUAGCAUAUAAUUCACCCAUUUAAAGUGUACAAUUCCAUGGCUUUUUGUAUAUUCAGAGUUGUGCAGCCAUCACCACAGUCAAUUUUAGAACAUUUUCAGUCAUCCCCAAAAGAAACUCAUACCUCUUAGCAGUCGCCUUUUUCUCCGUCUUUCCUCCCAAACCCUAGACAACCACUAAAUCUCCUUUCUGUCUCUGUAGAUUUGCUUAUUCUGGACAUUUCAUCUAAAUGGAAUUGUAAAAUAGAUGGCCUUUUGUGACUGGCUUCUUUCACUUGGCAUAAUGUUUUCAAGGUCCAUCCAUGUUGCAGUGCGUAGCUGUACUUCAUUCCAUUUUAUGGCUGAAUAAUAUUCCAUUGUAUAUGGACAUAUACCACAUUUUAUUUAUCCAUUCAUCACUUGACAGAUAUUUGGGUUGUUUUCGCUUGGCUGUUAUGCACAAUGCCGCCAUAAACGUUCACGUACAAGGUUGUUGUGGAUAUACGUUUCUAUUUCCUAGCAGCUUUUAUAAUAACAAAAGGACUGUUAUUUGGCGGAAAGAGCCAAGAGAUAGCUGAGAGCUGACUAGCCUUCUGCCUACUACUGCCCCCUAGAAAAGAAAAAUCAUCAAAGCCUUUACUUUCCCAAGUGAUUUUCAGAAUAUUCUUGCAGAAUUACAGGCAGUGGGAAGGUGAUAGAAACAUAGCAUACAUCUGUUUUUUUUUUUUUUUUGAAAAGCUGUAGCGGCAACUGGUUUGGCUUUUUAAUUAUUUACUUGGUUAUUGUGUUAUUGAAAGAUAUCAGGGUUGUGGUUUUCGAUUAAGAUUUGGGUAGAAAGAAUUCCUUCAGAUGUGACUAGUGACUGUUGACAUCCCUGGUGAUGGUAAGAGUGCUUUAGGGCAAAUAUUCUCAGAGCUGAGUUCUUAAUUCACUUCUUGUCCGGAGAUGACAGAACCAUCUGACCUGAGAUGUGUGCAUAGUCUUAAUCUCUGUAUCACUACUUGAACUAGUUUGGCUGGACUUCAAGGUCAUUUCAGCCUUAGGUGUUAACGUUCUGGGACUUUUUGUCUCAAAUGUAUGUGCAUAAUAUGGUGGGGUUUUUGGUAGGGUUUUUUGCUGUUUAAAGAUAAUAGCUUCAUCUCCAUGGGUAACGGGAGGAGCUCUGCAUCCUAGAUCUGGAGGUGUGGCCUGAGACGCAGCUCCACGACUGUCCAGCUGGUCAUCCUUAGGCUAGUUGCUAAUGUGUAAAAUGAGGAAAGUUUAAUUAGGCAACCCAUAGAUUCUUCCAGUGAUUCUUGCUGCUUUUUCAUAACAAAUUUCCAUUUAGACAGUGAUUUAAAAUACGAAUGUCAAAUCUCCCGUCUCUCCCAAGCCCUGUAUGGGACACUUGUUCUUUCUCAUUUUGCAGUCAGACUGCUAGUGCCCCUGUGUUUGAGAAGGUAAGGAAAGCCUGGUGGUAGUUAUUUCUAAUCAGAUGUGGAGUCAAUAAAAGUCAUCUUUUUUUCUCACCAGCUGAACCAGCUAAUGCUGAAAAAGGCGGCACAUAUUUAAAAAGAAAAAUUGUAGUUGAUGAUAGUCAUAUGUGAAGUGGCUGCCACCAACACAAAUGCACUUCAAGAGCAUUAAUUUAAAAAUAAUGCCCAGAAUUACAGACGUUGUCACACUUUUUACCUCCUGAUGAUGUCACAUCUGAACAGCAGUUCGUUCAGGACACCGGAGAGAUUGACAAACUGGAGCAAUAGAACAGCCUUGAGAUGACAGAAAGAAUGACUAUAUGCCACCAUCUUUGAUCUGGUAGUUUUGCAGAAGUACUGCCAUAGACACCCCACAUUAACUGUGUGUCGGGUCCUGCAAGCCUUGCCCUGAGCCUGCUGACUUAACACUGCCAUCUAAGUGUCCGGAGUUCCCAGAAGAGCCAAGAACACUCUUCUGACUAGAUCCAGGGCUUUGGGCAGAGCUGUUGUAUUAGCAAAUAUCGAACAUACCAUCAACUGCCAGAAGAAUGAACAAACCUGUCUUGGAAGUGAGGGUGGCAAGACUUUGGACAUGUUUUCAGGAGGAACCAGUCCCUGGAGAAGGACAUCAUGCUUGAAACUAUGUUCCAACUUCCUGUCAACAAUCUUGGCAGUUUAAGAAAAGCCCGGAAAACUGUGAAAAAAAUACUUAGUGACAUUGGGUUGGAAUACUGUAAAGAACAUAUAGAAGAUUUUAAACAGUUUGAACCUAAUGACUUUUAUUUGAAAAACACUACAUGGGAGGAUGUAGGACUGUGGGACCCUUCGCUUACAAAAAACCAGGACUAUCGGACAAAACCUUUUUGCUGCAGUGCUUGUCCAUUUUCCUCAAAAUUCUUCUCUGCCUACAAAAGUCAUUUCCGGAAUGUCCAUAGUGAAGACUUUGAAAAUAGGAUUCUUCUUAAUUGCCCAUACUGUACCUUCAACGCAGACAAAAAGACUUUGGAAACACACAUUAAGAUAUUUCAUGCUCCAAAUGCCAGCGCACCAAGUAGCAGCCUCAGCACUUUCAAAGAUAAAAACAAAAAUGAUGGCCUUAAACCUAAGCAGGCUGAUAGUGUAGAGCAAGCUGUUUAUUACUGUAAGAAGUGCACUUACCGAGAUCCUCUUUAUGAAAUAGUGAGGAAGCACAUUUACAGGGAACAUUUUCAACAUGUGGCAGCACCUUACAUAGCAAAGGCAGGUGAAAAGUCACUCAACGGUGCAGUCCCCUUAGGCUCAAAUGCCCGGGAGGAGUGCGGUAUACACUGCAAGCGAUGCCUUUUCAUGCCGAAGUCCUAUGAAGCCUUGGUACAACAUGUCAUUGAAGACCAUGAACGCAUAGGUUAUCAGGUCACUGCCAUGAUUGGGCACACGAAUGUGGUGGUUCCCCGAUCCAAACCCUUGAUGCUAAUUGCUCCCAAACCUCAAGAGAAGAAGGGCAUGGGACUCCCACCAAGAAUUAGUUCCCUUGCUUCUGGAAAUGUCCGGUCCUUACCAUCGCAGCAGAUGGUGAAUCGACUCUCAAUACCAAAGCCUAACUUAAAUUCCACAGGAGUCAACAUGAUGUCCAAUGUUCACUUACAGCAGAACAACUAUGGAGUCAAGUCUGUAGGCCAGGGCUAUGGCGUUGGCCAGUCAAUGAGACUGGGUCUUGGUGGCAAUGCCCCAGUCUCCAUUCCUCAGCAGUCCCAGUCGGUGAAGCAGUUACUUCCCAGUGGAAAUGGAAGAUCCUAUGGGCUUGGGUCAGAGCAGAGGUCCCAGGCACCAGCGAGGUACUCCCUUCAGCCUGCUAAUGCCUCUUCUCUCCCGUCAGGCCAGUUAAAGUCUCCUUCCCUCUCCCAGUCGCAGGCGUCCAGAGUGUUAGGUCAGUCCAGUUCCAAACCCACUGCAGCUGCCACGGGCCCUCCUCCAGCCAAUACUUCCUCAACCCAAAAGUGGAAAAUAUGUACAAUCUGCAAUGAGCUUUUCCCCGAAAAUGUCUACAGCGUGCACUUCGAAAAAGAACAUAAAGCUGAGAAGGUCCCAGCAGUCGCCAACUACAUUAUGAAAAUACACAAUUUCACUAGCAAAUGCCUCUACUGUAACCGCUAUCUGCCCACGGACACCCUGCUCAACCACAUGCUAAUCCACGGCCUGUCCUGUCCCUACUGCCGCUCGACCUUCAACGACGUGGAGAAGAUGGCGGCGCACAUGCGGAUGGUUCACAUCGACGAAGAGAUGGGUCCGAAGACGGAUUCUACUUUGAGUUUCGAUUUGACGUUGCAGCAGGGUAGUCACACUAACAUCCAUCUCCUUGUAACUACAUACAACCUGAGAGAUGCCCCAGCUGAGUCUGUUGCUUACCACGCCCAAAAUACUCCUCCAGUCCCUCCAAAGCCACAGCCAAAAGUCCAGGAAAAGGCAGAUGUUCCUGUCAAAAGUUCACCUCAAGCUGCAGUGCCCUAUAAAAAAGAUGUUGGGAAAACCCUUUGCCCGCUUUGCUUUUCGAUCCUGAAAGGACCCAUAUCCGACGCACUUGCACAUCAUUUACGAGAGAGACACCAAGUCAUUCAGACGGUUCAUCCCGUUGAGAAAAAGCUCACCUACAAAUGCAUCCACUGCCUGGGUGUGUACACCAGCAACAUGACCGCCUCAACGAUCACGCUGCAUCUAGUUCACUGCAGGGGGGUUGGAAAGACCCAAAAUGGCCAGGAUAAGACCAAUGCACCCUCUCGGCUUAAUCAGUCUCCAGGCCUGGCACCUGUGAAGCGCACUUACGAGCAAAUGGAGUUUCCACUGCUGAAAAAGCGAAAGCUAGAUGAGGAUGUCGACUCACCUGCCUUUGAAGAGAAGCCUGAAGAGCCUGUUGUUUUAGCUUUAGACCCAAAGGGUCAUGAAGAUGAUUCCUAUGAAGCCAGGAAAAGCUUUCUAACAAAGUAUUUCAACAAACAGCCCUAUCCCACCAGGAGAGAAAUUGAGAAGCUGGCAGCCAGUUUAUGGUUGUGGAAGAGUGACAUCGCGUCCCAUUUUAGCAACAAAAGGAAGAAGUGUGUCCGAGAUUGUGAAAAGUACAAGCCUGGUGUGUUGCUGGGCUUUAACAUGAAAGAAUUAAAUAAAGUCAAGCAUGAGAUGGAUUUUGAUGCCGAGUGGUUGUUUGAAAAUCACGAUGAGAAAGAUUCCAGAGUCAAUGCUAGUAAAACUGCUGACAAAAAGCUGAACCUUGGAAAGGAAGAUGACAGUUCUUCAGACAGUUUUGAAAAUUUAGAAGAAGAAUCCAAUGGAAGUGGUAGCCCUUUUGACCCCGUUUUUGAAGUUGAGCCUAAACUCCCUACUGAUAACCCAGAGGAACACAUACCGAAGGUAAUUCCCGAGGAUGACUUAGAAGCUGAGGAGAAGCUAGACCAAAAAGAGGAGAAUAGUUCAAAAUAUGAGACUAUUCAUUUGACUGAGGAACCAACCAAACUGCUGCACGAUGCUUCUGAUAGUGAGGUUGAUCAAGAUGAUGUUGAGUGGAAAGAUGGAGCUUCUCCAUCUGAGAGCGGGCCUGGUUCCCAACAAGUGUCAGACUUUGAGGACAACACAUGCGAGAUGAAACCAGGCACCUGGUCCGAUGAGUCUUCCCAGAGUGAAGAUGCGAGGAGCAGUAAGCCAGCUGCCCAAAAAAAGGCUACCAUGCAAGGUGACAGAGAGCAGUUGAAAUGGAAGAAUAGUUCCUAUGGAAAAGUUGAGGGGUUUUGGUCCAAGGACCAGUCACAGUGGAAAAAUGCAUCUGAAAAUGAUGAGCGCUUAUCCAACCCACAGAUUGAGUGGCAGAAUAGCACAAUUGACAGCGAGGAUGGGGAGCAGUUUGACACCAUGACGGAUGGGGUAGCUGAGCCAAUGCAUGGCAGCUUAACCGGAGUUAAACUGAGCAGCCAGCAGGCCUAGGUGCCAAGUGCCCCAGCAUCGGUGACAUGCUCCCACCUGGGGCUCUGUCUUCCCGUCUGACUGCAGAGCUAUAUUCUGACUGGUACUGCCUUUUGAGUGCUGGGUCAUGAGGCUUACGUGGACAUAUGGCCGCUGCAAUCUUAGUGGUUUCUGAGUACGUGACACAUUGUUGGCUGAUCUUGCUUCAGAAUCUGCUGUGACACACACAGUGACUAAAUGUGAAAAACCAACAAGCUGGUGGCUCACGAACGCACAUGAGGAAAAGCAGAGGUUUCUUUUAUCUGCCUUUUCAACAUUUCUUUCCCUCUGUAAAUGGUUGGUUGGAUGUCUUUGAGAAGCCCCUGGUUCACAUGGUAGUGUAGGGCCAAUAACAUACAAGCUGCCAGUUCAAUGUGUAUAGUAGACUUUGGGAAAAAUCGGUUUUUGUUUUUUUUUUUUUUUCCAUGUAUUCAUUCUGAAUAGUUGAAAUGUAUAUUUGUACAGUCUUUUAGACCUAUUCAAGUGAUGCUUAUGAUAUUGUUAUUGUGUACUCAUCAUAGACUUGUUUCUUUUUUUAGUGUUGCCCUUGCUGUGUAAUAAACGCUAUAUCUAGUUUCCCUAGCAGAAGCUUGAAACUGCGCUAGUACGGACUUUUGGACAGACUUAGUUUUUGCACAUAACCUUGUACAAUCUUGCAACAGAGGCCAGCCACAUAAAGUAUAUAUCUGGACUCUCUUGUAUUAUAGAAUUUUUCUUGUUCUGAAUAUCCUUGACAUUACAGCUGACAAAAACAACUGGUAUUUCAGAUCUGUUUUCUGAAAUCUUUUAAGCUAAAAUUACAUGCAAGAAUUGACUUUGCAGCUACUAAUUUUGACACCUUUUAGAUCUGUAUAAAAGUGUGUUGUGUUAAAAGCAGCAAACCAAUGAGUGCUGCAUUUUGGAUAUUUAGUUUUAUCUUUAGUUAAACACCACCUUGGUGUAUUCAUUUAUACCAUCUAAUAUAUGACACACCGUUGUAGUAUGUAUAAUUUUGUGAUCUUUAUUUCCCUUUGUAUUCAUUUUAAGCAUCUAAAUAAAUUGCUGUAUUGUGCUUAAUGUAAAUAUUUGCUUUAUUACACAUGACAGUCCUGUGUCCAUUAUAUUUUGUGCCAUUUUAUAUCCUCUUUCAUCAGAGAUAGAAGCCACAGUCACCAAGCAAACUUGUGGAAAACCGAGAUCUGCUAUUUGCGGAAAUAAUACUUUCUCUCAAGGCACCUGUUAGAAAUUCUUUUGGUCUCCUCCCCCCCUCCACCUCUCUAACUGCUAAAGUAAACAUCCUUGAGUUUUUCAGUUCCACUUUUGUUAAAGAGAAGAGCCUGCUUAUAUAUGUAAAUGUCAUAAAAGGAUGUAAACAUAAAUUGGGGUUGGUUUGCAAGCAGAAUCUUAAUGCCCUGGUGUUCUUUCUUCUAAAUGAAAUAAAUGUUAGCUUUCACCUUACGAUGGGAACAAUUGUACCAAACAGGCAGCCACACUCUGCCUUUGUUAUAACUCUCUUGACCAACUUGCUGUUAAGAAAAAUAGGCUUUGGAGAUCACACGUUUGGAGGGCUGUCAAGAUGGAAGGAGGUAGUGUAUUUAUUCUGCAUAGAUUCCGAUGAGUGACUUGUACUCAAGAGCAGAAAGUUACAAGGAGGCAGAGUUAGGCCAGCAUUUUCCACAGUUCCAACCAUGCUGGGAUGCUUCAACCCAUGCAGAGCCUGGUCAGUGAGUCACCUCUCAGGAAUGUUGGCCUAAAAAGCUCUGAUCGAUUUCCAUAACUUCUAAGACCCUUUCCCAAAAACCUAAAAUGCUUUUGUUACCUGAAAGUAAAGAAUUGACCAUCCUCUCCCUAAAAUAUUGUUAAUGCUUCUCAAAAAGAAUACAGGAGAAAAUGCUAGAAUAGACGAAGACCUUUAGAGUAUUUGGGGAUGGCAUGGGAGCUGUCUGUCACACAGUAUAUAUUCUAUAGAGACCAGUGAAUAUUUGGGACAGGAUGUUCCCAAACGCUACAGGUUACCAAAUAAGGGGGAAAAAAACUAUGGCAUUGAGAGGUCUCUUUCUCUUUGGGAUAGGAAUACCAGCCGAAUUGAAACCAUCUCACAUUUGUUUGGAAAUUAUUCUGCCUUUAAUGAACAGAUGGGAAGAGCUUUUCCUGGGCUUAUGAGUCCUACAUGGAGGACUAAUGAGAUGUGUGCAGAGUAGCAGGGGUGAAACACAUUCCUGUCCGAACAUCUGAGCAGAGACAUGAGUAUCCUUCCUCACCACCUUGUUAAGUGGUGAGAGUGUGCCUUUUUGGCAUUCAGAAAAGGGUUUAACCACCUAAGAGUUGGAAAUAAAGAUUCCCAACUGGAAAUGUUGCGAAAGCCCUAAAAGUGUCUCAAUAAAAGCCAUUUUAAAAGAAUGUUGUUGCUACUGUUUGCUUUUGGAAAAAUCUGAAAAUCACUUAAAAGCUGUGGCAGUCUGCCACAUUGUAAUCUAAUUAGAGAAUGUAACUGUAGGCUGAGCAGUUGUACUGUAGAUCUCUUCUAACAAGGCAAACCCUAAGUCCUUAUUUUAGAGAACUUGUCUUCUGCCCUUCAGUUUUCUUGUGGCAAUGAAUUCCAGAGUAAGACUGGCUAGGACGUUGGUUUUUCUCCAUUUCCAGUAUAUGGGAGCAUUUUUGUGCCCUAGCCUUGGUUCUUGUCAUUUGGGCAUACAGGCAGAAGUCUCUCUUUCAAACAGUUGUUUAUCCCCUCUUAAGAUCGAAGCACAGAAAGAUCUGCCCCCUUUUGUUGUCCUAUAGUUGUGUGUGUGUUUGGUCCAGAUGCCCAUUUAGAAGGAUGCGCACCAUUUCAGAAAUUAGUGAUGGGUGCUGGAUUUGAAAGCUCCUUUGAAUCUACUGAAGGUUGAGGAAUGCCUUGUAUGAAACACUUCAGUAGAAGGGGUUAAGCCCGCUUGUCAGGUGAGUACUGCUGUACAGAGUAGUAGUUCUCCUCAACCACCAGCGUUGAACUUGUGAUGGGACCCAGAAAUCAUCUCUAGAUGAUUCUAGGCCAGUGAAGUUUGAGAACCACUUAGCUAGAGUGUUGGAAAAUUUCCUUUACUUAAAAGUAGAAUAUAUUUUAUGAAGUAUCAGGCCAGCCUUCUGCCCCUCCAGCAGUGGCUUUUUCUACACAUUGUGGCCCUUAUUUAUACCUGUCGUCCUACUCAUUGGGUUGGUACCAGUUGCAGGCAUGUUUGACCAGUGUCACCUUUGUGCAGGAACGACUCAACUGAUAAACUUCCAGAAGAUUGGAAAUAAGAUGAAGAUGCUGCUCCUAUUCUGAAAAGUAACAGCAGACAAACUUGACAGUGAGUCAAGUUUUAAAACAAGGCAUUCCUACCAACAACUCAUAGUACCUUGGGCCGAAAAUGGAUCCAAACUUGAACCAAAGAGUGUCACCAUUUGGUAACUCUUUUGCAUCCUGCUACUUCCCAACACUUGAAAUUACUACUUGAACAUUUACUAUGAUGUGAAUAUAGUGAAGUUGCAACUCAGAUGAGGGUUAUGUUCAAAAGUCAGCUUGUAAGAUGAAGGUUGCAUAUGGUCAGAAUUAUUCCCAGAGAAUCCGUAACUCAUGAUUUCAAAGUGCUCCAACUAAGAAAACCAUGGGAAAGAAGGUCCAUAGCCGUCUCGAGGAUCGACACCUGGAAUAAAAAGCAGAGUCUCCUGCACUGUACCAAGUUUGUCACGUGUGUGAUGUUUUUCAAGUACAAUGUUCAUGCCUCUGUGAUGCAAACCCUUCCCCCACCACAGUGCAUCAUCUGCCCUGUUAGAUGUAAGUCCAUUUAAACGUUAAUAGUUCUUGCAUUAAAAAUCUCCCUGGCCUUUAUUAACCAUAAAGUGACACAAAAUGGGAUAUCCUAAUAAGCAAACCGGACACCUUUUGAAAACUGACAAAGCAAGCAGCAAGCUUCCUGCUAGAAAUAAAAAGGCUUUUCCAAUGUAUUUGCUGUAAGCAUUGCACUGGCUGCCAUCUAGACUGCAGUGAAUGUGACAGCUGUGUAUGGGAAGCAGCCAUCUGGGAGUCUAGGAAUUAAAAGUAAAACCCUGCCUUGGAGAGCGCUGAGGAAGAGAAGGGGGAGAUGGCCACAUGACUUGCAUGUUGCCUCUCAGUCUGCCAGCCAAGCUGUACCAGCAUCUCUGGGAAGAGGAACGGCGAGAGGGGAUGUCUCCCAGGCAAGGGGCUUGACCACCUUUCUUAUGAGUGCUGUAUUUUCCCUCAAAACUCCCAAAGCUCAAGGCACAUCAUGAAUACAUAGCUACUUAACAGGCAUUUUCAGAACAUCACUGAAAUGUAGCUUCUGGAACUCAUUGUAGGACACUAAAUUCCAAGAUGAGGGAACAGUCCUGCCCCACCCCACCCAAAAAAGAAAAAAAUUCCUGCAAGGCAAUAUUAGCUCCGAGUUUCAGGUGUGGACAUGAAGGCUCAGAAAAGCUAAGUAACUUGUCCAAGAUCCCAGCAGGCAAAGGAAAGAUGCUGACUUGAACCCACGAUAACAGAUUCCAUAGCCACUGGUAUUCCCAGCUAUACCAUGCAGCCUUGAUCUUGGCCAAAGACUAACCUCGUAAGAAAGGCAUCCCCUGCUGGGAAUGCCAAGAGCCCAGACCUGUAAACCAACACAUUGUACUUUCACUGGCACACACUUGAUCACACUGCCAUCUUCAUGAUCUUCUGCCACAUCUGUCUAACAACUGCAUUACUUAGUAUGUUUCAACUGCCCUUUUAAUAUCACUAAAAAGAGGAAAACCAGCAUAAUUUGCCACUAAUGGAAGGUAACCAUAAAUACAAAAAUACAUUACUAGAUUCUUGCUACCUAUUACUGCUUGCUGAGGGGUAUCAGCCUGACACUUGCUCUGCUUGUUCAAAAGGAAUUAGUCAAUUUUCGACUCAGCAGCCCCAUGAGAUAGAACUGUCCCAUAGGGUUUUCUAGGCUGUAAUCUUUACAGGAGCAGAUAGUCCUGUCUUUUCUCCCGCAGAGCCACUAGGUGGGUUUGAACCGCCAACCUUUCAGUCAGCAGCUGAGCACUUAACUACUGCACCACCAGGGCUCCAUCCAGGGCAUACUGACACCGAAGUGUGGCUUUUUCCUAAACCCAAGCAACACUCAAAGAGCUGGAUGAGCCUCCUUUCAGUGUGACUCUCCUAAUUAGUGCAUGUUGGUGGCCCUGGGCUGAGAGUCCAGAGACGGGGCCCCGAGCCCCAGUUUGGGCUCUGGCUCAGAGUGGUUGUCAAGGAAGCCUUUGCCUAUCACUUGUCAGCUAGCUUUCUUUACCAAGCAUCAGGCCUAUGUAUCUUAAUUAGGCUCGCUCACUUGCAAGUAACAAACCCAACCCAAACGACUCAGUAAAGGGGGGGUGUAGGAUAACUGUGCCUGAGUAGGGCAGGCUGCUCCACGACAUCACAAGGGCUUGGCCUCUCUGUCUCUCCCCGCCUGCCACUCACAUGAUCACCUUCAUCCGAGGCAGGCACCUGGUGUUUGUUGGGUGCUUCCAGUUCACAUACUCAGAGCUUCUCUUCCUCUCUAUCGAGCAAGAGACCUGAGCUCUGAGCCAGCUAGGCCAUUCAUGAACCACUGCCUGUGGUUGAAAGGCUUAGACCAGAGCCACUGGGUCAGGCAUUGCAGGUCAGGAUUCCUCUGACUGACAUAGGUCAGGACCCAUCUCUGGAGGUGGGGUGGAAUCAAUCCAACCCAAACCAGAGAAGGGCUGCCUACACUCAGGGAGGCACAGAACUGGCCGCUGAGAACGCUCCGCUCUUCAAAUGGAGAGUACGUGAAACAGCUACAAGUGAGGCUGCUCCCGUGCAGGAGAGGUAGCAGUGCCUCCUUAAAAAUGUCUUGCCUGGUGGUCUUUUAAAGCCAAUCACCUGGGGAGCUUUAAAAACCAGUGUUGUCAGGUCCCUCCCCCCAGAGUCUGCUGUAAUUGGCCCAGGUGAUACUGAUGUGCAGACAGGGUUGAGAAUCGCUGAUUUCAAAGAGACCAGUAAGUGAAUAAGUGGCAAAAAGCAUGGGCCUUCCCCCAAUUAGUACAUUUGCUCUAACAGGGGUUUCCUGUGUAAGACCAUUUAUUUCCCCCAUUCUACAAGCACCUGCCAGCCAGCCUAGGAACUGCCCAUCUCUACACUCAAAUGCAACCUGUGUGUAGAAAACAAUUUAAUGUAAGUAAGCUAAUGCUGUGCCCAUGGAAGCAGCAGUCAAGAAAUCAAAUGGCAUGUUGCACUGGGAAAAUCUGCCGCAAAGGACCUCUUCAACGUUCUAAAAAGCAAAGAUGUCACCAAUGACUAAGGUGUGCCUGACCGAAGCGAAGCGAAGCCGGUCUUUUCAGUCACCUGGUAUGCAUGAGAAAGCUGGACAAGGACAAAAGAAGACAAAAGAAUUGAGGCAUUUGAAUUGUGGUGUUGACAAAGGAUACUGAAUAUACCACGGACUGCCAGAAGACCAAACAAAUCAGUCUCAGAAGAAAUACAACCAGAAUGGUCCUUAGAAGCAAGGAUGUAAGACUUUGGCUCGCUUACUUAGAAAAAACCAAUUGCUAGAAAAGGACAUCAUGUUUGGUAAAGUAGAGGGUCAUCGAAAAUUAGGGAAGCCCUCAGUGAGACGGGUUGGCACAAUAGCCACAACAGUGGGCUCAAACGUAGCAAUGAUCAUCGGGUGGCACAGGACCAGGCAACAUUUCCGUUAUACAUAAGGUCACACUGAGUCAGAGCCAACUCAACAACCACUAACAACAGCAACAAGCAAAUACCUUCAUGUCUUCUUGGUUCAUGGGCAGUAAGGAGUCCGUGGGCCUUAGCUCAUAACCCUUACUCCCGCGUGGAGCCACCACUGCAGUAACACUCAGCUUUUGAUGAGGUCAAAAGAAGACAAGAACAAACCUUGCUCUUGGGGCCAUUCCUCCACGUCUCCUUGCCACUCAUGAGCCUUGGCCCUGGCUCAGUCUGAAGCGUAGUGCCGAAGCCUUUGAAGGUUGCACUUACAAGGGUACUCCUCCCUGGAAGAUCCCAUUAAGAAGUCCUCCUGGUGGAAGCAGCUGACCUCCAGCAGUCAGGCUAAGCCUGGUUACUUCUUCAGGGAACAGGUAUACUCAAGUUGCUUAAUCUGAUCAAAUGCAUUGUUAUUGUCCCCUGUAGUCCUCCCCUUAACUCAUUCCUCAAGCUGUAGUCACCACAUCCCACUGCCAGAAGUUGCAGCUAAAAGGCAGAGGCAAGCCUCCAGCCCACCACCCCUUUUCCAUUUGCCUGCAGGGCUGAACUGCAUCAAAUUGACGAUCACUGAUAAGAAUUUUGAUGCUUUUGAGUCCACAGCCAACCUACAAACUCAAGGGGGAAAUUCCCCUCCAAAAGGGAACAACCAACACUUCUUUGAAAAUCUCUUGGCUGGUAGUCUUGAAAGCAGUGAUUCCCAGCACCAGCUGUGCAUCGAAACCACCUGGGGAGCUUUAAAAACUAAAACUGUCGGGGCCCCUCCCCCAGAGAUUCUGAUGUAAUUGGUCUGGGGUGUGGCCCAGGUGAUUCCAAGGUGCAGCCAAGGUUGAGAACCAGUGUCCUAAAGAGAGUCAUGAGUGAACACGGGACAACACGCAUGGGCCUUCCUGAUACGUGUAUUUGCUACCAGGGGUUUCCUGUGUUAGACCACUUUUCUAUUUUCCUCAUUCAACAAACUCCUGCCAGACAGCUGCCUGAAGUCAAAAUUGCUUUGAACUCUUUCAAAGCCAAAGACGGUUGUGCCCGUGACCAUAGGACAAAGUUGGAAUUUGCUUUCAGAAAAGCCAUUGCCAUAGUCGAUUCCAACUCAUAAGUGACUCUAUAGGACGGAGUAUAACUGCCUCGUAGGGUUUCCAAGGCUGAAAUCUUUAUGGAAGCAGACAUCUUUCUCCUCCAGAGCAGCUGGUGGGCUCAAACUACUGACCUUUCUGUUAGCAGCCGAGUGCUUAACCACUGCACUACCAGGGCUCCUCCUUGCUUUCAGAAAAAGUGCUUUCAGAAGGGAGGGAAAAUUCCUUGAUGCCUCCAGCUGCCUGGGUCAACACCUCAUCCCCAGCGUUUUUGUAAUCCCUGUAAGCAGGUACCUUUUGGGGUGUCUGCCUAGUCUCUAACACCCUGAGAACUCUCCUUUUCACCCCAAAAAGGAGUUUUUACCCAUGAGUGACUGCUGGAUUUUGUUAAAUGCUUUUUCUGCAUCUAUUGAGAUGGUGAUGUGGUUUUGUCCUGUAGUCUAUUAAUUUGGGGUAUUCCAUCAAUUGCUUUUCAUGUUAAACCAACUUUGCAUUCCUGAGAGAAAUCCUACAUGGUCAUGGCAUAUAAUCCUUUUCAGAUGUUGCUGAAUUCAGUUUGCUAAUAUUUUGUUGAGGGUUUUUGCAUCUACAUUCAUGCGGGACAUCGGUCUGUAGCUUCUUCUUGUGAUGUCUUUGUCUGGCUUGGUAUCAGUCACCCCCAGAAGGAAGACCUUUGGAAAGUGUACAUUUAUAUAGUAGAACCCCACUUCCUGACUCCAGGGAUUUUGGAUUUGGGGGACAGAGAAGCUAGCUAGACUGCUAGUUGCUUAAACUGCAGUGAUGUGAACUCAUGCAGCUGCUUCUCCCCGAUAAAAGCGGAAGCUCAGAUACAUCUCUUCAUAUCCUUGGAAUAAAUUCUCAUGGCCUUAGGGUGUCAAAUGCAAAUACCCACAGGGGCCAGGCAGAUGACCUUAGUGACCUCAAUACUUCACCAAAGAAACGUGGAC
This is a messenger RNA of Loxodonta africana (African savanna elephant), 17303 nucleotides long. It is a transcript of the gene ADNP, whose product is annotated as activity dependent neuroprotector homeobox. Gene Ontology annotation, cellular component: nucleus. Lineage: Eukaryota; Metazoa; Chordata; Mammalia; Proboscidea; Elephantidae. Gene Ontology annotation, biological process: regulation of gene expression. The record is from RefSeq and is a predicted model, not a curated record. The transcript is spliced from 5 exons. The coding region runs from base 5248 to 8565 and encodes 1105 amino acids. Gene Ontology annotation, molecular function: DNA binding.